Molecule: messenger RNA, 768 nt
Organism: Lathyrus sativus (Indian pea)
Lineage: Eukaryota; Viridiplantae; Streptophyta; Magnoliopsida; Fabales; Fabaceae
Source: the annotation of a GenBank genome assembly
AUGCCUGAUACUAGGGUAAAUCCAACUUUCAGCAAAUCAACUGGUUUGCCUCGAAAGCGCUUCUAUAGAGCACGAGCUCAUAGCAACCCGUUAAGCGACUCUCACUUCCCUGUGCCGUUAACACCCGCUCAUGUUGACUAUUCUCUUCAUUAUCCUCAGUUCUUUCCCUCGUCUGAUCAAGUUGAUAGUUCCAAAAAGAUUAAGUUUGCUGAUAUUGGAUGUGGUUUUGGUGGGCUGCUCAUCAGUCUUUCGACUCUGUUCCCGGACACACUGAUGAUUGGAAUGGAACUUAGAGAUAAAGUAUCUGAGUAUGUCAAGGAAAGGAUUUUAUCCUUAAGGGUAGCAAAUCCAGGUCAAUACCAAAAUAUUUCUGUUGUACGAACUAACUCCAUGAAGUACAUUCCAAAUCACUUUGAGAAAGCACAACUCUCGAAGAUGUUUUUCUUGUUUCCUGAUCCUCAUUUCAAAGAGAAGAACCAUCGUCGUCGGGUUAUCAGCCCAUUCUUACUAGAUGAGUAUGCUUAUGUUCUUGAGGUUGGUGGAAUUAUAUACACAAUAACAGACGUGGAAGAGCUUGGGGAGUGGAUGAAAUCUUGUUUGGAGAAUCACCCUUUAUUUGAACCGUUGACUGAGAAAGAACUUGAAGCAGAUCCAGCUGUUAAGCUUUUAAGCUCUGCUACUGAAGAAGGCCAAAAGGUUGCCAGAAAUGAUGGACAGACUUUUCAAGCUGUUUUCAGACGCAUUGCACGACCUGAUCAAAUAUCCUAG